GUGUUUGAUUGACAGUGCUGUCAUGACAACCUCACAUCAGCUUUAGGCUGUCCAAUCAGGAGUCAGACUCCGGGUCCCUCCCUGACUCCCAGGUGAGCUAAAGAGUCAGGCUUGACCAGAUUUCUGUCAGUCUGUUCCAGCGCGUUUUUUCUUCGUCACUUUAUCUUCACUCUGUCAUCCAGAUGAUGUUCAGAUCGACGCUCGACUUUUUCUCAGCCUCCAGGAUCUUUCUGCCCAACUUUGCGGAUGGGGCCCAAGUCCUGGCUCGCUCCCGGUCCCCGGAGGACCCUCCCUCCGCCUGUCCUCCUAUGUCUCUCCCAGGAUUGUGUUUCUCUGCGUCUCAGAUCGCCAGUGUCUGCGAGACCCUGGAGGAGACCGGAGACAUCGAGCGGCUGGCCCGCUUCCUCUGGUCCCUCCCGGUGACCGCAGACGGCCGUGACUCUAUCUCUGAGCACGAGUCCGUGCAGCGGGCUCGCGCCGUGGUGGCCUAUCACACGGGGAGUUUCCGCGAGCUCUAUCACAUCCUGGAGACGCACCGCUUUACGCGCGCCUCGCACGGGAAACUACAGGCGAUGUGGCUCGAAGCUCACUACCGGGAGGCGGAGAAGCUCCGGGGGAGGCCACUCGGACCAGUUGAUAAGUACCGCGUGAGGAAGAAGUUUCCGUUACCGAGGACCAUCUGGGACGGGGAGCAGAAGACGCACUGCUUCAAGGAGCGCACCCGGGGGCUGCUCAGAGAGUGGUACCUUCAGGAUCCAUACCCGAACCCCGGGAAGAAGCGCGAGUUGGCACACGCGACCGGACUCACACCGACUCAAGUUGGGAACUGGUUCAAAAACCGGAGACAGAGAGACAGAGCCGCAGCAGCUAAAAACAGGUUGCAGCACCAUCGGAUGUGUCCAAGCAGAGGAGGGUGCAGUCCAGAUGAGCACGGGGAGCGUGUGGAUGGAGAAACUCUUCUUUCAGUAACAGACAGUGACUCUGAUUUGGACGUCUGAGACCUUGAAUCUUUGAAAUGGACUUACGUGGACUUUUGAUGAUCUGUGAGAAUUGCAGGAGGAUCAUUGAUGCGGAACAAAAGGGGGUGGUUGGGAUUUGGGUUGCACUAAUUAUUUAUAGCAUAAGAAUAUCCUUAAUAUCACCUAACUCGGAUGGUUUUGAGAAGAUUGUUCCCUGAGAGUUGUACUCUCAGUUUAGUUUUUUUUUUACUGCUGGUUAGCUGAUGAUAUGCUGCAGAUCCAGACUAACUUUUCUUUUCUGCUAUUUCACGACACCACUGGAUGUUGAAGCUUCACAUCUGAUGACCCAGAUUAGCUCAUCAUCAACCUCAUUAAACAGACAUCAAGCCGAGGACCCCUGUUGGACUUAAACCCGCGGACCCCCUCAUGCAAGGACCUUUACAGACUGAAACCUUUCAGUGAGAUAAUCAUUCUUAUUUUCUCUAAUUAUGUGUCAUUAGCUGUUGUUGUUUUUUUUUAAAUGGAACUAGUGGUUUCUCUAGAAAGGACCCCCAGGUGACACUGCUGUAGACAAUCAAUACGCACUGCAGUCUACCUCCCUAUCUGUCUGUCUGUCUCUUCUUUUUUUGUUUGUUUCUUUACUUUAAAUUCUACUUCAAGUCCACAGAGUUUACUGUACAGUUUGUGAUGUCAUAUUGUAUGUCCAAUUUGAU
Molecule: messenger RNA, 1672 nt
Organism: Labrus bergylta (ballan wrasse)
Lineage: Eukaryota; Metazoa; Chordata; Actinopteri; Labriformes; Labridae
Gene: six3b
Product: SIX homeobox 3b
Biological process (GO): regulation of transcription by RNA polymerase II; eye development
Cellular component (GO): transcription regulator complex; nucleus
Molecular function (GO): RNA polymerase II cis-regulatory region sequence-specific DNA binding; DNA-binding transcription factor activity, RNA polymerase II-specific
Source: RefSeq, a predicted model, not a curated record